Molecule: messenger RNA, 1862 nt
Organism: Stegodyphus dumicola
Lineage: Eukaryota; Metazoa; Arthropoda; Arachnida; Araneae; Eresidae
Gene: Ctps
Product: CTP synthase
Biological process (GO): CTP biosynthetic process; pyrimidine nucleobase biosynthetic process
Cellular component (GO): cytoplasm; cytoophidium
Molecular function (GO): identical protein binding; CTP synthase activity
Source: RefSeq, a predicted model, not a curated record
CCUAGAACAACUGGUGAACAUAAAACUAAACCAACUCAAGCAAGCGUUCGAGAAUUACGGGGUCUUGGUCUUUCUCCAGAUGUGAUUGUCUGUAGAAGCGAAAAACCAAUUGACGAAAAUGUGAAACAAAAAAUUUCAAAUUUUUGCCAUGUUCCACCAGAAGAGGUUGUUUGCUUGCAUGAUGUGAAGUCAGUAUAUCAUGUUCCAAUUUUUCUUGAAGAACAAGGACUUGUUAAGUUUUUUCAUGAACGGCUAAAACUUCCAGUUCGGAAACAUUCAGAUGAGGUUCGAAAUCGCUCUAAACAAUGGAAGAAUCUCAUUAAAAAAAUUGAUAGUCUGGUUCAAGAAGUAAAUAUAGCACUAGUUGGGAAAUAUACUGGCUUAGAGGAUGCAUAUGCAUCUGUCAUCAAAUCAUUGCAUCAUGCAUCUAUGCACUGCAACUUGAAGCUUAAUUUACAGUUUAUAGCUGCAGCUGAUCUAGAGCCUGAAACCCUGAGAAAUGAUGCAGUUCGCUAUCAUGAAGGAUGGCAAAAAUUAUGCAAAUCAGAUGGCAUAAUUGUUCCUGGAGGAUUUGGUACCAAUGGUAUUGAAGGGAAAAUUUCUGCUAUAAAAUGGGCAAGAGAAAGCAAAAAGCCAUUUUUAGGUAUAUGCCUUGGUUUUCAGUUGGCAGUUGUAGAAUUUGCUCGAAAUGUUCUAGGAUGGGAAGAUGCUCAUACUAUAGAAACAACUGGAGACAAAACGAAGAGGAAUGUAGUUAUUGAAAUGGAGGAGCACCACACUGGCAUUAUGGGUGGCACUAUGAGGCUUGGAAAGAAGGUCACAAUGUUCAAGACAACUGAUUCUGUUUUAUGGCAACUGUAUGGCAGAAAGGAUUUUAUUGAAGAAAGACACAGGCACAGAUAUGAGGUAGAUAAAGCAUAUGUUCCUGAUAUGGAAAGAGCAGGUCUAAAAUUUGUUGGUGAAGAUGACUCGGGAGAAAGACUAGAAAUCUUAGAGUUGCCAGAUCACCCAUAUUUUGUUGCAGUCCAGUUUCAUCCAGAAUAUAUAUCUCGCCCAACUGAGCCAUCCCCGCCAUAUUUGGGUCUUAUUUUAGCUUCAAGUGGAAAACUCUCCUCUUUUUUGGCUAGAGGUUGUCAUCAUCGAUUUCUUGAUUGUGAAAUUACUUCUGAAGAUGAAAUAGAAACUGGAGAAGAGGAAAGUGCUUCAUUAAUGAACAUUCAGAGUGUGCAAAAUAGCUGAUGUAUAGCAAAAUCAAAAUAUUAGCGAAAAUUUAGAUAGUUUCUUUCAUUUAGAUAUUUGUUUUUCAAAUGCAAAUAAAGUUAUUCUUUGAUUGUAAUUGAUUAUAUAAUUCUUAAUCCUUAGUAUGCAAAAUAUGUGCAUUAAUGUUUUUUUAUAUAUCAAAAGUAUACAAAGUGUUGAAAUAUUUUUAAAUGGAAUUUCAAGGUGUCUUAGGAGAGAGCAACAGAAGUGAAUUCAAUAAGUAAUUAUCUAUAUUUUUUAUUAUUAACAUCUGUUCCAUGAAUAAUUCAUAAAAGCUGACUCUUUGCUUCUUUUAAAUAAAUAAAUAAAUAAAAAUUCUCUUUCCGGAAAUGAAUAAAACAUAAAUAUUUUGCUAUACAUCCUAUCAAUUGUUUGGUUCUACAAAAAUCUUCCAUUAUAUUUAUCAAGUGAUUCUUUGCUACAUUUUUGUUCUUAUUUUUCCCUCUGAAUACUUCAGGCAUCUUUCUUGUUUAUUGGAUCAUCUGCUGAUAGCUCCUUGUUUUCCAGCAUGCUGCAAAUAGUCAUAAAAUAUGUUUAUUAUAUUUUGAAAAUAUUUGUUCCUGAACAAAUACUUUCUCUGAAUAAAAAUAUAGAAACACUUC